AACAUGACAUGACAUUUUGUUGACUGUCAAUGUCACAUAAGCGUCGUUCGUCCACGCUUUGGUUGUGCUUUGUGCUACUCUUAUUCCGGCUACUCGUGCUUUUACUGUGCAUUUCUCGUGUUCCCCACUUUUGGCUGUUCCACGCAGUUAAAGUAACAACAUUAAUUACUUAUUCUAUAAACCCUUCCUGGAUACCGUUUCCUCAGUGAAGCGAGAAAUCGCGGAGAGGUUGUAAAUUGAACUAGGCAAACUCUUUGAAAGCAAGCAACAUGAGUGAAACCGAAGCCGCAGUUAACCCGAAAGCGUACCCGCUGGCCGACGCGCCGUUAACCAGCAAGAUGCUGAAUCUGGUUCAACAGGCAGCCAACUACAAGCAGCUCCGUAAAGGGGCUAAUGAAGCAACAAAGACCCUGAACAGAGGACUCGCUGAGUUCAUAGUUAUGGCCGCCGAUGCAGAGCCUUUGGAGAUUGUACUACACAUUCCGCUGCUCUGUGAGGAUAAGAAUGUUCCUUAUGUCUUUGUCAGGUCCAAGCAAGCCUUGGGCCGGGCGUGCGGAGUCUCCCGCCCUAUUGUUGCGUGCUCUAUUACAAUUAACGAGGGCUCGCAGCUGAAGCCUCAGAUUCAGAGUAUUCAGCAAGAAAUUGAAAGACUAUUAGUGUAAGAGUGUGUGAAAGAGACAUAUUUUCUUAAAUAUAAGCUUUAAACUCA
Molecule: messenger RNA, 709 nt
Organism: Cydia pomonella (codling moth)
Lineage: Eukaryota; Metazoa; Arthropoda; Insecta; Lepidoptera; Tortricidae
Gene: hoip
Product: NHP2-like protein 1
Exons: 2
Coding region: 270-662 (130 amino acids)
Biological process (GO): ribosome biogenesis; maturation of SSU-rRNA; mRNA splicing, via spliceosome
Cellular component (GO): box C/D methylation guide snoRNP complex; precatalytic spliceosome; small-subunit processome
Molecular function (GO): RNA binding
Source: RefSeq, a predicted model, not a curated record